Messenger RNA from Filobasidium floriforme, 1273 nucleotides. Its product is annotated as glycoside hydrolase family 5 protein. The transcript is spliced from 14 exons. Bases 1 to 1047 code for a protein of 348 amino acids. Gene Ontology annotation, molecular function: hydrolase activity, hydrolyzing O-glycosyl compounds. Lineage: Eukaryota; Fungi; Basidiomycota; Tremellomycetes; Filobasidiales; Filobasidiaceae. The record is from RefSeq and is a predicted model, not a curated record.
AUGCGGGGAUCAGGUUUGGCUACUGUCACCCAAGCGUCUCCUGUACUCGCCGAACGAGCCAGUUCCAGCUUCUCGGGUACGAACAAUUAUUAUGCAUACGCUUUACCUUCCAACGAAAGAUACACACUGUUGCAGCAGAUGAACGCUGCCAACAUGAAAGUCCUUCGCAUCUUCGUGAACGGCGUCACUGCAGGACAGAAGGGUUCCACGAACGUCGCGAUUCCCGAUCUCGAAGCCAAAGGGUUCGCGCAAUGGGACGAUACCAUUCUGAAUGCGAUCGACCAGCUGAUGGUCGAGGCUCACGCGUGGAACAUCAAGCUCUUGAUCUCUCUUUACGACAAGAACGUCUUGCAGGCCGGAAGGGUCCCUUACGCUAGCACGUACGGCGAGCAAGGCUUUUACACAAACAGUCAAGCCAUCUCUCAUUACAAUGAUCGUAUCUCGUACAUUUUAAACGGUCACAAGAACGCCAAACUAGGCAACAAGCCAUGGAGCCAGUUAUCGCAGUACAUCAUCGGUUACGAUGUUCUCAACGAACCCAUGAUCAACCAAGGUGCUUCCUUUUACACGAGUCACUUAGACUGGGUAUGUAACACCGCUCAGCAGAUCAGGAAUAACGUCGGAGACAAGAACCAGCUGGUCUUUACGGGAGGUCAUUCCGCUGCGGUAUCGGUUCAAUCUCGGUUCUUCCAAGCCAACUGCCCUGUCGACGUGGUGGCGAUCCAUGACUAUACCGACGCCUACGACAGCUACCUUCCCAACGCUCUCACCGCCGCCCGAAACGCCGGUAAGCGGUUGAUCGUCGAGGAGUGGGGAAGCCUCUACGGAUCCGGUCAAGUCGCCAAUAUGCAAGAUAACGUCAAGAAGAUGAACAAGUACGGCGUCCCUUGGCUCUACUGGGAGUUGAUCACCAACCCGGACCCCCAUGAGGGAGAAGACUACGAGAUCCAGGUUGGAGGCGAGAAUUGGGACACGUUGAAGGGGUUGUCUCAGCAGACAUCGGGCGUCGCGGGCGCUUUCGAUUGGUCCGGUCCGUUGGCGCUCUGAUCCCCGCCUCCAUCACCCCCUACCUCUUUCCUGUCUCUUUUUGUGGGUGUCUGAUAACCCCUAAGGACCUUUACAUCGAGAUCGGACGCCCGGCUUGAGAUCUCAGGUGAUCGGGAUCGUGAUGGACAUUUGUGUCACAGAAUGAUGUCUCGAUAGGAAAUGAUGUUGCUUUCGGACUGGAAGACGAUAUGACAAGUAACCCGUACGAUAUGAUAUAUGACUUCAA